UGAAAUCAUGACUUUUUCCAUUUUUCUGGCAGAUUGCUCGAAUGAGUCUAGCUUGCAUCUGACAACCGUUCACAUUGCACUUGUGUAGCAUCUCAUUGGAGUGCGGGAUGCGAGCUGUGGUCAACCCAUGGAACGCAGAGAUGCUCCCGCAUCCCCGACCCAAAGUAUGAAUAUCGAUCGAACCGUUGUGAACCGUUGACGAUGGCGUCGGGGAGGGCUCGGGUCUACUCGGUCUGACUUUGUGGUCUAGACUCUUUCAGCUUCAUAUCACAUCAAAUUCGAGGAUACGAGGGUUCGAUUGAUAUAGAGACAGACUGCCGGACACGCAACACACUCCGCUCUCUUGACCAAGUAUGCACCAUGCAAGUGCUGGCCUUUCUAGUCUCGUUCACCGGGCUAGCGACCAUCGCGGUGGUUCUGCGCUUGUGGACUCGGCAGCGUCUGCGGAGUGCGGGGUGGGAUGAUCUGCUGAUUGUGGUAGCUUUGGCCGCCAACCUCGUCCUCUUCUCCUGCAGAGUCGUAGAGAUCCAACACGGCCUCGGCCACCCCAGCGAAACCGUCCCUGCCUCCGCCCUUCAAACCCAACUCAAAGCACUAUACCUCUCCCUGCCCUUCUACCACCUCACCCUCCUCGCCAGCAAACUCUCCGCCCUGGCCCUGUACACCCGGCUCUUCCGACUCCGCCGCGUCCUCCUCGCAAGCUACAGCCUCGCCGGCCUCAUGUGCGUAGCCGGAACAUGGAUGGUCCUCAGCGCAAUCCUCUUCUGCCUGCCCGUGCGCGACUUCUGGUCGGGCACCACCCCUCAGCCUCGAUGCCUGCCGAAAAAAGCGGUGUGGCUGAGCAACGGCGCCAUCCAGAUCGCGACGCACGUGGUCGUGCUGGCCAUCCCGCUGGUCGUGAUCCCGAAGCUGACGCUGCGGCGAAGGGUGAAGGCGGGGUUGUUCCUGUUGUUCGGGUUGGGAUUGGUGGUGGUCGUAAUCAGCAUCGUCCAGCUGAUCACGGUGAUUGAGAUCUUGACGCGAGGCCGGGGGGAUUUAUCGCACAAAUCCCGCACCACCGCCCUCCUCGCCAGCGCCGAGGCCAGCGCCUCCAUCCUCUGCGCCUGCAUGCCCCCGCUCUACCCGCUCUUCAGCCGGGCGUGUUCGCGGUGUCUGUCUCUCGUCAAUGCGGGGGCCGGGGGGCAGGGGGCAGCGGCGCAACACGGCCCGAAGAGUACGGUGAGCAUCCAUCUGACGCGGCCGGUGAUUGAGACCCCGGUGUUCUUCGAUGGGUUCCGUGUCGGGGGUGGGAGUUAUUCGGCUAGUGUUGAGGUUGUGGGUUCCGGGGAGCGGGAGCGGGAGCGGGAAUUGGAGCGGGAAUUGGAGCAGGGGGUUUCGGUGGUGAGGACUGUGGAUGUUGUUUCUGAUUCUGGGGAGUACUUGGCGGAUCGGGGGGAGAAGGGACACGGACACAAGGGAUGGGGAAGGUGGUGAGUUUUGAGGAGUGAAGCGUGAAGGACGCCUGGACUGUGCAGUAAUUUACUGUAUAUUUGUCUGGAGGAUGUGGCGUGGGGAUACCUUGGAUUUAGAAUUCUUACAAGUGUAUAUAGAUUUAGAUACCAUGCUGAGAGUUCAGUUCAGUUGUCAUCGGACGUUUUGUAGGAGAUCGAAGGAG
This is a messenger RNA of Aspergillus brunneoviolaceus CBS 621.78, 1654 nucleotides long. RefSeq lists its product as uncharacterized. The coding region runs from base 361 to 1473 and encodes 370 amino acids. The record is from RefSeq and is a predicted model, not a curated record. Lineage: Eukaryota; Fungi; Ascomycota; Eurotiomycetes; Eurotiales; Aspergillaceae. The transcript has 6 exons.